AGAGCGGCCGUUGCCGUGCCGUCAGCUCUCAACUGAAGGAGCCCGGCGACGGUGGAGGACGGGCCUGGCUUAUCCACACGUUUCCCCUCCCUUUUAUAAUCCCGCCACCUUUAGCAACGGACGUGCGAAGCCAGCCCGCCAAUUAAACCCACCCGCCCUGCGAUCCAUUCCAUUCCUCUCGCCAAUGGCAGCCGCGUCAGGAAUCGCCGGUACGUUCUCCGUCCGCCCCACGGUGCCGGCGGGCCGGCUAUGCUCGUGCGCCGCCGCGGCCGGCGAGGCGAGGUCCCGCGGCGCCGACGGGGGCGGGGGCGGGGCCGGGAAGUGGUGGGCGCCGCUCCUGGGGUGGUCGGGCCAGGCCGACUACAUCGACGCCCAGCCGGCGCCGGCGCCGGAGGAGGACCGCGACCGGGCUGCGGGGAAGAGGCGGUUCGGGGUGCUGACGGAGGAGAAGGCGCGGCAGCUGCGGCUGCGGAUGAUGGAGACGGAGAGCUUCCACGACGUCAUGUACCACUCCGCCAUCGCGUCCCGCCUCGCCUCCGCCCCGCCCGACACCGCCCGCCGCACCAAGCCGUAGCCUGGCCACGCACGCACGCGCGCGCUCCCUUGCCGUACGUGGCCGCCGUUCGAGGUGCAGCUCAGCUCACCGUCCGGCGGGAAGCCAUGCACGCGCAGCUGU
Messenger RNA from Triticum urartu, 676 nucleotides. RefSeq lists its product as uncharacterized. Lineage: Eukaryota; Viridiplantae; Streptophyta; Magnoliopsida; Poales; Poaceae. The record is from RefSeq and is a predicted model, not a curated record.